Molecule: messenger RNA, 1931 nt
Organism: Branchiostoma belcheri (Belcher's lancelet)
Lineage: Eukaryota; Metazoa; Chordata; Leptocardii; Amphioxiformes; Branchiostomatidae
Exons: 8
Coding region: 154-1440 (428 amino acids)
Source: RefSeq, a predicted model, not a curated record
CGAACAACCGGACCUGCGGGUCUGCGCAAAGAUCAGACGUGUGGAGAAUCCUGUGGUAACCAGACCUGCGUCAAAGUUCCGCGGGGCUAGCCACAGACUUCCUGCACACUAUAUUCUUCUUUAGUGGGUAUAGAGUUCAUUUUUACAUUGAUAAUGAGCACUGAGAAGCUCACUAUGGAUAGCGAUGGUUACUUCAGCCGUCGUCGCGGCCCCGGCCCCGGUCCCAUCGCCUUCACCUCGCUGGUGCAACUCUUGACCGCGAGUAUGUCCGUGAUCAUCAUCGUCCUCGCUAUCCAACAGGGGACACACUUGAUCAUAGAGGAGGUCUCAAUUCGGAAGAGCACAAUUUCUGACUACCAGAAGAUAGUCGCUGACCUCGAGAAGGAAGUGGCAGCCAUUAAGGCACGACGAGAGGUCGACUUGACGCUGUUCAGCGCUCGGCUAGACGCCCUGGAGGCGAAAACCAACAAUGCGCAAGUAACUGGUGACAUCAAUUCUCGUCCUCAGUCAUCCGAACCUGGGAAAACCAGUGCUACCUCUAAAUCUGUUGCCGAGUCGUACGCCAGUACUGAGAGUGCGGACGUCCCUCGGCCAGCACAAAGACAAAAGAGGGCGGCGAACUCUGUGACAUGGCCGGCUGGGGCGGGCGCCUGUUUACAGGGUCCGCCUGGGAGAGACGGUCGGGACGGCAUGCCGGGCCGGGACUGUCCUUGUGGAACAAAAGCCACAGAAAUAGAUGAACUACAAAGGAAGUGUGAGGAUCUCGAACAGAGGGUGUCAGACCUGGAGAAUACAACCGAGACCACGCCCACGCCCAUGCCUUGCUCAGGAGAUACAUGCAAUCUACCGUCUAGCUGCACCGAAGUAGCGGGAAGAAGUGGGUUUGAUAACCAGGCGUUCUACGUGAUCGACCCUGACGGACCAGGACGCGGGGUCCUGCCGAUGGUUGUUCAGUGCGACCUGGAGGGACAAACAGCAAUUACGCUGAUUGGCCACGACAGUGAGGCACGGACACAUGUGGAUGGGUUUGAGGCUCCAGCAAGCUACUCCAAGGAUGUGACCUACUGGAACAGCAUGGACCAAGUGAGAGCUGUGGUGGACCAGUCAUCUCUGUGCAAACAGCUCAUUAAGUAUGAAUGCCAUAGUUCAGUGAUCUGGGGCUCGACUGUAAGACCCCACGCCUGGUGGGUGACUUGGGACGGUCGCCAGACUGACUACUGGGGAGGUGCCAGUCCUGGGAGUGGGAAAUGUGCCUGUGGACAAACAGGCGCAUGCUCCGGUAGAUGCAAUUGUGAUGCCAAUGAUCUCAGAUGGCGCGAAGAUUCUGGGUUCCUGUCCCACAAAAAUGACCUGCCGGUCACCCAGCUCAGGUUUGGAGAUACUGGUGAUGCACGCGAAGAAGGCUAUUACACCCUGGGAAAACUCAUCUGCUAUCUAUGAGUCUACCCAUAAAAAAUUGUUAGUCUUUUACGUAAAGACAUAAACCAGCACAUUACACCAUGUAGUUUUCACUUAAACAUCUUUAAGUUAGCACGUAACAGUGUGGCGUUACAUAUUUGGUGUUCCUUUGUAUGCUUAACUAACAUAGUGUAGUAAAUAACUUAAAGAUAACGGACAUAUUAUGACACGCAUUUUCUUUGUUUUUUUUUUGCAAGGUCCUGUUAGGCAACAUAUAUUAUCAGUAGAUGUGGUCACUAGUACGUCUGAGGUGUCGAUGUUUAUGUUUUGUUGUAGGUCUUACAAAUUGUACCAAAAUCAAAUAUAGCGGUUUAUAGAUUUUAAAAUAUUUUGAUUUGUUUCUUAAGGCUUACAUUGCUGUACUGUUUUAAUUAAGUAGAAAGAGAUACAACACCUCUUAAUGUACUUGAAUAGUGUACCUAGAACCUAGCUCAAUUGAUCAAAAUAUGCAAAGAUGGUGGUUGGAGUUGAAU